AUUCUGAUCAAAACAAUCGGCAACAAGAUUAAUUUUAAGUGAAAUUACGUGAAAAAUCGCAGGAAUUAUGGCUGACGAAGAAGAUCCAAAGGAGUAUCGAUGGGAGACGGGAUACGAAAAGACUUGGGAAGCGAUUAAAGAAGAUGACGAUGGAUUGGUGUCGAGUUCCGUGGCUGAUAUCAUCCAAAAAGCCAAGCGACGACGUUUGGAGAACAAAAAGUCCCAUUGUCGUCUCGGAAUGAUGCGUCACCUUUACAUAAUUGUCGAUUGCACCGAGAACAUGAGUCAGCAGGACCUCAAACCGACACGACUUUUGUGCACCCUGAAGCUUCUCGAGAUGUUUAUCGAGGAAUUUUUCGACCAAAAUCCCAUCAGUCAGCUCGGAAUCAUCGCCAUGAAGAAUAAACGAGCCGAAAAGCUCACAGAACUCGCCGGAAGUGCCCGAAAACACACAAAAGCGAUACAAUCGUUGAAUAAAAUCGCCCUUAAUGGAGAACCGUCACUGCAAAACGGUCUCGAUUUGGCGCUGAAAUCUCUUAAAAUGCUUCCGACGCAUGCCAGUCGCGAAGUUCUCGUGAUAAUGGGUAGUCUGACGUCAUGCGAUCCCGGAGACAUCCUCUCUACGAUUCACGCGUUAAAGGCGGAGAACAUUCGGGCGUCUUAUAUCACGUUAGCGGCGGAAAUUCACAUUUGCAAGGUGAUGUGUCAGGAAACGGGAGGCACAUUUGGUGCCAUUAUGGACGAUGCACACUUCAAAGAUCAACUUUUUCAGCACAUUGAACCUCCGCCAGCGGUGCUAAAGCAAGAAUUUGCUUUGAUCAAGAUGGGAUUCCCGCAUGAGCAAGUCGACGAAGGCAAAAAUCCAACGUUAACAAUGUGCAUGUGUCACAUCGACAGCACCGAUGAGCCAAGUAAACUAAAUUCCGGUGGUUACCAUUGUCCGCAGUGCUUCAGUAAAUAUUGCGAGAUUCCCGUGGAAUGCAUUUCUUGCGGAUUGACUCUCGUAUCAGCGCCACAUCUCGCAAGAUCCUACCAUCAUUUGUUCCCGGUGAUGCCUUUCAAGGAGAUUCCCAACGACAAUCACGUGCAAAAUUGCUAUUCGUGCCAAAAGUUGUUCAAUGCGACGCAAGAUAAGAAUGUUUACGAAUGUGAGAGAUGCAAACAAAUUUAUUGCACGGACUGCGACAUUUACAUUCACGAAACGCUCCAUUCGUGCGUUGGAUGCACGACAAUUCCAACGUUGUCGGCGAGGAAUGUCACACGAAGACCCUCGAAUUUCCAUUAAAAAUUAUAAAAACAUUUUUUUUUUGCAACAUCAAUAUAUCUUUAGAAAUUUACUAAACAUAAAUUGAUGGAAAU
This is a messenger RNA of Culicoides brevitarsis, 1359 nucleotides long. RefSeq names its product general transcription factor IIH subunit 2 (gene Ssl1). Lineage: Eukaryota; Metazoa; Arthropoda; Insecta; Diptera; Ceratopogonidae. Gene Ontology annotation, biological process: regulation of transcription by RNA polymerase II; DNA-templated transcription; nucleotide-excision repair. Gene Ontology annotation, cellular component: transcription factor TFIIH holo complex; transcription factor TFIIH core complex. The transcript is spliced from 2 exons. Gene Ontology annotation, molecular function: zinc ion binding. The coding region runs from base 68 to 1285 and encodes 405 amino acids. The record is from RefSeq and is a predicted model, not a curated record.